Molecule: messenger RNA, 933 nt
Organism: Talpa occidentalis (Iberian mole)
Lineage: Eukaryota; Metazoa; Chordata; Mammalia; Eulipotyphla; Talpidae
Product: olfactory receptor 4P4-like
Exons: 1
Coding region: 1-933 (310 amino acids)
Biological process (GO): G protein-coupled receptor signaling pathway
Cellular component (GO): membrane
Molecular function (GO): olfactory receptor activity; G protein-coupled receptor activity
Source: RefSeq, a predicted model, not a curated record
AUGGGAAGUAGAAAUAACGUCACAGAAUUUAUUCUCUUAGGACUUUCUCAGAAACAGGAAAUAGAAGCUUUCUGCUUUUUACUAUUCUUGCUUUGUUACAUGGCGAUUUUGAUUGGAAACGUGGUUGUCAUGGUUUCUAUCACUUUCAGUCAACUUAUUAACCAGCCGAUGUAUUUCUUCCUAAGCUACCUCUCCCUAUCAGACCUCUGUUACACUUCCACUGUGACUCCCAAAUUAAUCAUUGACUUACUGGCAAAAAAGAAGACCAUUUCCUACAAGGGCUGCAUGACACAGCUCUUUACCAUGCACUUCUUUGGGGGGAUUGAAGUCUUCAUCCUCACCGGGAUGGCCUUUGACCGCUAUGUGGCCAUCUGCAAGCCCUUGCACUAUACCGUCAUCAUGAGCAGGCACAGGUGUGAGGCCAUGAUCGCUGCUUCCUGUGCAGGGGGAUUCCUACAUUCUUUUGGCCAGUUUCUCCUAGCUGUCUUUUUACCCUACUGUGGCCCCAAUGAAAUAGAUCACUACUUCUGCGAUGUGUAUCCUUUGCUGGAACUGGCCUGUACUGAUACGCGCAGAAUUGGUCUCCUGGUCAUCGCCAACUCAGGCGUGAUGGGGCUGGCGACUUUCGUGGUCUUGCUGGUAUCUUAUGCUAUCAUCUUAUACACUGUCAGGUCCUACUCUGCAGAGAAUCGCCGCAAAGCUCUUUCCACAUGCACUUCCCACGUCACCGUGGUUGUCCUUUUUUUUGCUCCCUUACUCUUUAUUUAUAUUCGACCAGCUGCUACCUUUCCAGAAGACAAAAUCUUUGCUCUUUUUUACACCAUCCUUGCCCCCAUGCUCAACCCUCUGAUCUACACACUAAGAAACAUGGAGAUGAAGAAUGCUAUAAAGAAACUAUGGUGCCGCCUCAUAGGAAGAAAGGAAAUAACAUGA